Messenger RNA from Suillus subaureus, 632 nucleotides. RefSeq lists its product as uncharacterized. The record is from RefSeq and is a predicted model, not a curated record. The coding region runs from base 208 to 531 and encodes 107 amino acids. NCBI's taxonomy places the organism in Eukaryota, Fungi, Basidiomycota, Agaricomycetes, Boletales, Suillaceae. The transcript has 3 exons.
AAUAGAAUCCGGACACCGGGCGCUGACGGCAUUCACCAUGAAAAGACCCCUGGCAGACUCUACCCAACGUCCUCGCUUCAGCUCAAUGUUGAGCCAAAACAACCCAAGAUGCUCAGUAUAAAAGCCUACCGUUCUAUGAGCUUUCUUUUGUCGAUUACUCGUCUCAUUCAAGUCGAAUCAUCUUACUAGCGACCUACAUCUUAUACAAUGUCUUUCACCAAAAAUGGAGUGUAUACUGUCAGAAAUAUCGGCAAAGACCUCAUGCUCGAUCUGAAGGACGACAGCACCGUUGAAGGCAACUCGAUCCAAGGCUACACCAAAAAUGGCACCGAGGCUCAAAUGUGGAUGAUCAAGAAACAAACCGAGCCAAAGAACUCCGACAACACUUUCACCAUUCAGACCUACAACAAGGGCUACAAUGGCAAUGGAUUCUUCACCACUGUCAAGGAGGGUGUGAAUGAACCAGUCGUUUAUGACAGGUCCGCGUUUCUCGUCGAACUUGUUCAAGGCGUGAAUGAGACUUAUAGGUGAGAAUCCGACGCCUCAGCGACAUAUUUUUGCUAGUUUAACGACUCGCGUGUACAGGAUUAGUUUCACUCUCGGGAACCCAGACCUGGUGCUAUCCCUUCCGG